AUGAUACCUCCAGUCACCUGCAUCCCCAGAUUGUUCCACACUACUACUGGAUACACUCAUUCUCUCCUCUCUCUCCUGAUCUUCGCUUUCAUAUCUCUAGUGGUCUUUCUGCUCACUUUCAGUACAGGAUUCAUUCAUCCUUUUUUGAGUCGUCUGUUCUUCUGCUUCCUCCUCCUUUUCAAAAAAUUCAUGCUCUCUUGUUGGUCUCUUUUUGACGUCUUCUCUUACUUCCUCUUUUUCUUUUCGGCGUCUAGGGGCUCGGCUGAUGAUGAAGCAGAAAAUACGUUCACUCUCUCUUUUGUCUUGGGCUUGGUGACAGUGGAAACUGCUUUCUUUCUCUUUAAUAUAGCGGUGUUCCGCCUACGUCGUCAAAACGGGUCUGUCCAUUCGACGAGGAGACCAAUUCUCCUCACAGUUUUGCAAACACAUCUUUUCAGUCCGUAUACUGAGACAUUUGCCAAACGUCCAUCCAGCUCGCAGGCUUGGAUGAAGACUAACUUUUUCGUUUCACUAUUCGUUUCUGUUUUCUUCUUGUCACAUGGUCAAUUUUCAAAAUACUAA
Messenger RNA from Acanthosepion pharaonis, 561 nucleotides. NCBI's taxonomy places the organism in Eukaryota, Metazoa, Mollusca, Cephalopoda, Sepiida, Sepiidae. The record is from the annotation of a GenBank genome assembly.